Molecule: messenger RNA, 3380 nt
Organism: Asterias rubens (European starfish)
Lineage: Eukaryota; Metazoa; Echinodermata; Asteroidea; Forcipulatida; Asteriidae
Product: axin-1-like
Exons: 11
Coding region: 430-3120 (896 amino acids)
Biological process (GO): negative regulation of canonical Wnt signaling pathway
Source: RefSeq, a predicted model, not a curated record
UCGCAGUCAGAGACGCUAUCCGGUAAGUAAAGGACGGAACGGCCCUACAAACUUCGAAAUUCCACCUUUUUCACAUGGUAUUUCUUGUUGAAAAUGCUUACAUGUGCUGUACGUGAGUUGCCUACGUGUAGUCCUGGAUAAUAAUUGCACCAGCUUUUGGCUGAUCGACGUUUGGGGUUUAUUCAGUUGGUGAUAGGAGUUGAAAGGGUGUUGUGCAUAGCGGAGUUGUCAUCCAUUGAUCAAGUUAUCCCUAUCUCACAGCACUUAUGAAUAUCCAAUCCUGAACCCACUGGAUAUACUGUGUGCGUUUUUUUUUUUUCUUCAAGCAGAAGGAGACUGUGUUUUCAAAAAUUGGGAAGAUAAAUUAAGGAGACUCCUCAUGCCGCUGGUGGACAUCUUUUCGCAAAAUUGUGCGCAUUCCGCGGCGCCAUGACACUUCAGGUAUAUCACUAUAUGGCAGAUUGUGGUGGAAACUUCACUGAGAAUCUUCCAACAAGUCAGCGGCCACCUGUGCCGGGUGAAGAGAAUGAAACGGUGUCGACCAGCUCAGUCAGCAUCACCAAGGAACGGUCACCCUCGGCAACACCGCGUCGGUCGACACUCAUGUCGGCCAUGAAACUUGGACUUGGAGGUAGAGAGGAGGAUGAGGCUCCUCUUGGGUUCGAACCCGAAGGGUCGGCGUCCGUGACGCCACCCUACACUCGUUGGACUGAAAGCCUACACGCCUUACUCUCCGACGAGGACGGAAUAUGCUUAUUCAAGCAGUUUCUUGUACAGGAAAAAGCUCAGGACCCUCUUUUAUUCUGGUUAGCCACCGAGGGAUUUAAGAAGAAAUCAGCCGAUGAUCCAAAACGGAACGAACUAGCCAAGGUCAUAUAUAAGAAGUUCAUCAAAGCAGACGGUCAACAAGCGGUGAAAAUAUCCUCAACGUUAAGAACUAACAUAGCGGGCAUGGUCCGCAGCUCAGUAUUCGAUGAGUCCCUGUUCGACCCCGCCCAGGGCGAGGUGGAGGAGACUAUCCGGGAAUCAACCUAUCCAAGUUUUCUCAAGUCAGAUAUAUACGUGCAAUACAUAAACAAUGGUGGAAUAAGUCCAAAGAGUAGUGAGUGCAGCUCCAGCGGUGAGAACUCACGAGUAACAGGUUACCUGCCAACCUUACCUGAGGAUGCCGAACUCACUGAUAUCCCGUCUGGGGAAAAUGCUGCAUUAAAUCAGGGACAGGUGCCUCUAACGAUGGAGAUGCUGAUGAAGACUUCGUUUCAUCGACAUUCGACGAGUAAAACACAAGAAGGGUGCUAUUUGAGAGGAAGCAGCGCCAGAGUACUCAGUCCAUACCAUCCGAGCUUCACGUCUUUCGCGCCGGCCGUUUCCACUAACGAUUCUGAGUUACAGAGCUUAUCGAGCGAUGCUAUCUCUGAUGAUACAAUGUCGCUCACGGACUCGAGUGUUGAUGGCGGUCCGAUCAUAGGAAGGCACCAAAAGCACCAGCAACGAAGGCGACAGUACCGCGCCAUGAAGACGAAUGUCAGACAGAACGGACGAGUUGCUUCAUUCCCACCUUUCCCUAUCGCACAGCGCCCUCCAAAAGAUGUGCAGCCCAUGGAGCCAGCGGAGUUUGCGCGUAUUCUGACCGAGAAACUAGAACGGGUUUUGAGGCAACGUGAAACGGAAGAAAGGCUAACAGCAAGGUUACGAAAAGUGGAGGAGGAAGAGUCACAUGUGGAUCCCGACAGGACAGUCAGUUCAUCGGACGCUCCCAGGUUAUCAGCAAUGUUUGAGAAAGGAACGCUUCCAGAGGACGACCCAAACAGCAUUCUAGAUGACCACUUUUCCCGCGUGUUCAAGGACUCUGCGCGCCACACGCCGGGCGACUUCUCCCCGCGUUCGCGCUCACCGGACCGGGCGCACCGGGCGAAGACGUCGAACCCUCUGGCUUCCAUGGCCCCAGUCGGCCUGACAGGGAAGCAGAUGAUCCCCCACCAUCAACUCCAGCACAACAAGCAAAGCAUGCAAAGGCAGCGCAGUAAGGACGUUUACACGCCUGGCUAUAACGUUGAACCCGAAAUGACCAUGGCUCAGUACAGGCACGCUAUGCGAGCCAGCAAACAGAUGGAGAUGGAUGCCUCUACGCAGAAAACAAUACCCCCGGAGUUUGGCGACUCAAUAUACCAUAAACUCAGAGCAAGAGGGGAUAGUAUAACCAUGGAUUUAUUCACGGACACAACGCGACAUGUCAAACCCAAAAAGUCAAGUAAAAAGUCGGAUAUAUCUUCAAUUUCUAAGACAACGGACAGUGGAAUAUAUGAAGGACCUCCAUCGCUUCCAUCUGACAACGAGAGGAAACAGCACAUCGAACAAUGGAUCGAGGAAGGAGAAAGAUUCAGUAAACCAAUCACAGGGAAGCAGAACCGACGGCCGGGUCAUCGCAUGUCCCCCGAUAUCACCCAAGCAUCAUCUAUGCCACAACAGAGACACAGUUUGCCAAAGAAGCCAGUAGCCUACAAUACCUCACGCCCAACCUCCCAGGAGCGAACCUACUGUUUGACCAAGGUGCUACCCCAGAGGAGUUCUCCUCACCUACCCACCCAGCCGAUCAUGCAGGACCCCAGCAUGCCCCUCAACAAACCCCCAGAGCCACUCACAGUCUUGGAGGAAGUACGCAGAAGGAUAGACGUCUCCAGCAAGCAGAGACAAAGGCAUUCAGACGGAGGCCGUAAAGACCGGAGACCUACAAGUGGUAACCCGCCAACCCGUGUGACAUCAGCCCCUGCUAAAAUGGCACCGGUGACAUCACCAGACAUGGUGGAAGAUCAGGGAAGAAAAAGCAGUUCCAAGCCACGCACAUUUGCGCCGCCUGACGGCAAGGAGGCGACGUCCAUAACGGUAGCUUACUACUUCUGCAAUGACCCCAUCCCAUACAGGACGACACUUCCGGGCAACAAGAUAACUCUGGCCCAGUUCAAGACGCUCAUCUCAAAGAAAGGAGAUUACAGGUAUACUUUUAAGACACCAAGCGAUGAGUUUGAUACAGGCGUUGUCCACGAGAUUAUUUCAGACGACUCAACAAUUCUUCCCAUCUACCAAGGAAAGAUCAUCGGCAAAGUGGAAAAGAUCGACUGAACCGGUUUAUCUAACUUAAACCCCCUAAACCAAAGUUAUACAUUACAAAGCAUUACACAUAUAUAUGGCAUUCUAACCUAGUUAAUAAGUGAAGUUGAAAAAGAGAAAUGGUGAAACGGAUUAACUCAACGGAUUAAUACAAGUAUAUACAUGUACCUAAAAUUUGGCUGGGUGUAAAUUUAUGCAAGCAGAAAUUUCUAAACCAAAGCUCAAUCAAUCAAUCAAUCAAUCAAUCAAUCAAUCAAUCAAUCAAUCAAUCA